Molecule: messenger RNA, 1247 nt
Organism: Durotheca rogersii
Lineage: Eukaryota; Fungi; Ascomycota; Sordariomycetes; Xylariales; Xylariaceae
Product: glycosyltransferase family 34 protein
Exons: 3
Coding region: 174-1109 (311 amino acids)
Biological process (GO): protein N-linked glycosylation
Cellular component (GO): mannan polymerase complex; Golgi membrane
Molecular function (GO): alpha-1,6-mannosyltransferase activity
Source: RefSeq, a predicted model, not a curated record
GUUCGCCGUCCAUCACCCGACGGUGCCUGCAAUCGGGGUAGAGGACAACGACGUCGUUACUACGCACCGCAGUCUAGCCCGCGUCCAGUCGUCCACAGUCGACCGACAGGCCAUCGUCGGUCCCUCCUCGAGCAUCGGAUACCGAACAAUCCCAACUCGCACACGUUGCCACAAUGCACUACGCUUAUCCUCCUCGGAAAAGCUCGAACCCGCCCCCCUACCUGCCCCGUUCCUCGCGAAUACCCAGGAUACGGAGGGGCCAUCUGAAGCCAAUUGUGCUGGUUGGGGUGAUAAUCAUUGGAUUAAUAUGGCUUUUUUCCGGCGGCUCAAAACAGGCGGGGCACACGAUAUCGGGGAAACCGCCGGUCGUGUUGGUGACGGUGUUUGACGAUAGGAGUGACGAUUCCGUCUACAAACGAGACACGCGAGAGAACAGGAUGCAGUACGCAGAGAAGCAUGGAUACGGCACAUUACUUGCAAAGACUACCGAUUAUGACCUCGGUGGGUCGCCUUCAUCUUGGUCGAAAGUUGUGGCGAUGCGACACGCCCUGGCCAAAUACCCCGAUUGCAAAUACGUCUGGUAUCUCGAGCAGAACGCCUUCAUCAUGAAUCCACACGUGAAGGUGGAGGACUACGUGAUGGGCGCUCGCAAGCUCGAAGCCAAUAUGAUCAAGGAACUCCCUGUGGUUCCCCCGGACAGCAUCAUCAAGACAUUUUCGCAUUUGAAAGGAGACGACGUCGAAUUUGUCAUAACACAGGACAAGGAGGGUCUAGCCCCAGGUAGUUUUAUCAUUAAGAAUGGCGAAUGGGCCAAGUUCUUCCUCGAUACGUGGUUUGACCCUCUAUAUCGAAGCUACAAUUUUCAGAAAGCCGAGACUCAUGCUUUGGAACACAUUGUUCAAUGGCACCCGACAAUCCUAUCAAAAUUGGCCAUCGUCCCACAACGAAUUAUUAAUGCUUACAGCAGCAACCUCCACGGCGAGCAGUACAAGGACGGGGAUAUUGCGGUCGUCUUCGCUCGCUGCUCGAACGCGGCCGACAAAGGCUGCGCGAAGGAGGCCGAACGGUUCACGCAGCAGUGGCGAACGUCCUUUUCCAAGGCACGAUAGGAUACGCGAUGAUAUGUAAACGAACACGAGCGUUUCGAUGUAGAUACUGAGAUCCCAGCUUCGCGGCCACGAAUAAAGGAAGGGGGUGGGGGUUGUCAUACCAACAUGUUAUAGGCGUUUAAGGAGCACCAGGAUGAU